Neocloeon triangulifer is the source of this 2200-nucleotide messenger RNA. RefSeq names its product notch homolog 2 N-terminal-like protein B. The transcript has 4 exons. Bases 84 to 455 code for a protein of 123 amino acids. NCBI's taxonomy places the organism in Eukaryota, Metazoa, Arthropoda, Insecta, Ephemeroptera, Baetidae. The record is from RefSeq and is a predicted model, not a curated record.
UCGAGCAAUGGAAGGGCAGCCGGAAGCUGAGCGAGAUCUCGCGUUUAUCAGACUCGAGCGAGUGCAGCUGCCGUCAGUCAGACAUGGGGCGUCCGGGGCUGCUGCUGUUGCUCAUCGCCACUGUGCUGGCAGUGUCGUACGCUUGCGAGUUCAAACAACAAGGAUGUAAAAUCGAAGGCUCGUCGUGCAUCUGCGGCGAGGGGUGUCCAGGACAAUACCGCUACUUGACUAAGACUCACUGCCACCGCGCCCUCAUGAAAGCACGUAAAGGGCGAGAUGUUUGCUACCGAAAUCCGUGUCAAAACGGAGGCGCCUGCGUCCAGAGUUCACAAGAGCCAGGCUACAAGUGUCGGUGCGAAGGAACAGGCUACUUCGGCAGGCGAUGUGAAAUGGAUUGCACGUUGGCAAGCAACUAUGAGGGCCACAGGUACCCGUACGAGUGUGUCAUGAUCUGAAGAAGGGUUUUCGAAUGACAAAAUCUUCGAGGUUGAUUUUUCCAAAUUAUAUUUCAUAAUGUACAAUCAAUUAUUUUUCAUUAACAAUAUUACUUUUUGUUUCUUCAUUGUAAGCCAGAAUAUCAUGAAUAAAAAGAAUCGUACAUGUUCAUCGUAUUAAUAGAAAGAAUCUUGAGUUAAUAUUAGUUUUUUUGGAAUAACAAGAGCCGUCGGGGAGAACGACGGCCCAACCUGUUUCUUUUUAUUUAGUUCUUUUUCUCAUCAGUUUCCCUUCUUUCUUGGUUGACUCAGCUGCUAGUAAGAUAUAUACUUAACAAAAACGUAGGAGCGGGGGUUUGACAAUUUUUAAUAACGCGAUCCAAGCUUCUUUGUUUUUGCCAAAAAGAAGUUUUCAAAAUACAUUUCAUUAAGGCUAGAAAAGUUUUCCUCUCUAUAGACUAAUGUAUAAUUAGUUUUGCAUCUCCGUACAUUUCUCAGACAUCAAAAAACCCUGAUUUCAAAAUCAACGAGGAAUUUUACAACGAUUGCUUUGCAUAAUCUGAGGAUUACACAAAAAUAUCAUCAGUGUGUGCCUACAAUUAUGUGAAGGAAAAAGAGGGGGAGAUAGACGGAGAGAGAGAAAGGGGGAAAUAAACAAUGACACAUACAGUAAAGCAGUUCCCUUGUUGACAUGCACACAAAUAUUUUCAUCAAAAAACUUCUUUUUUAUGCUUUCUUUUCAUUUUUCACUUUUGUUUCUUUUUUUGUUUGGUUUUCUUCUUCUUAGCGCUAUACUUUAAAUAUUAACAAAUGUUACAGUUUCUCAGUCUUGGUAACAAUGGGUGCGUUAAUAUAUUCACAUGGUUGUUUCUUUCUUACUUUUGAAUUAUUCAUUUAUAAAUCUUCGCGUCAAGUUACUUUUUUCUUGCUUGCUUAACUCAUCUCUCGCGGCUAGUUAACAUUAAUUCAGUUGCAAUCCAAUUGUCUUUAUUUAUUGUGAACGGUCCUGCUUGCUCGAGCUUUGGUAUUUCAUUUGUUUUAAUCAUCAUAGUAAAUGUGUAGUUCUCUAGACCUUCUUCUCAUAAAAACGUCUCUCUGCUCUACUCAACCAAAACAGCAAUAAUUCGUUUCUUGUAUUUUUUUUUCUUCGCAAAGUUGUAGUUUAGUAGCGUGUAGUAAUAAUAUGCAAAGUUUCCUAGGCAAAUAUGCAAGAAAAGCUUAGUUUGUUUGUGUGCAGAUUUUUUUAAGAAAUUCUUUUUUUUUAUGUGAUGCCCCAAAAUUACUUCAAUAAUGAGUACAGCAAUAAGUUUUGCUAAAAAGUGACUUGGUUUGAAGCACUGCGUCAGUUAAAAAAUUUAUGCAUCUCUUCUGCAAAAAUCAAUCUUACGACAACUUAAAUUUACCAUUAGAUCAAUUUUAAUAAUAGCAAACAUCAGGGGUGAGGAAUUGUAUGUAUUUUUUUGCAGCAUCCACGUCGUCUAGACUGUUUAAAGCAUUUUUGGUUUUGUUGUUUCAAUUAAAUAAUUUCACUGAUAUGCAUCAAUUUUCACCAAGAAUUUCUUUCUCUUUUGUUUUUUUGUCCCCGAAUAAAUGCAGGACUAAAAUCAGAGGCGUAAUUAAUUAAGCUACGAGGAAACUUUGAUUAGAAUUGCGUGCGAGGGCCCAUUUGUUGGUCGGGCCGCAGAAAGGCUGCGUAGUAGUUUUAACAUUCGAGCGUGAUUUUUGUUUAUCACAUAAUUAUUUACUUUUACUUGGUUUCUUCGGGU